GGCUCAGCUCAGCACGGCUCGGCUCAGCACGGCUCGGCUCGGCUCGGCUCGGCUCGGCACGGAGCGCGGUCCCCGGAGCCGCAGGGAUGGCGCCCGUGGGGACCAAGGCCGCCCCGUCCUGCCGGUGAGGUGCCCACUGCCCCCAGCCCAGCCUGGCCGUGCUGCCCACGAUGAACAAGCUGCCCUUCCACAACAACCGAGUCAUGCAGGACCGCCGCAGCGUGUGCAUCUUCCUCCCCAACGACGACUCCCUCAACAUCAUCAUCAAUGUGAAGAUCCUGUGCCACGAGCUCCUCGUGCAGGUGUGUGACCUCCUGAGGCUGAAGGACUGCCACCUCUUUGGGCUCAGCGUCAUCCAGAACAAUGAGCACGUCUACAUGGACCUGGCCCAGAAACUCUACAAGUACUGUCCCAAGGAGUGGAAGAAGGAGGCCAGCAAGGGGAUCGACCAGUUUGGCCCCCCCAUGAUCAUCCACUUCCGAGUGCAGUACUACGUGGAGAAUGGUCGGCUGAUCAGUGACCGCACGGCACGGUACUACUACUACUGGCAUCUGCGCAAGCAAGUGCUGCACUCACAGUGUGUGCUGCGAGAAGAAGCCUAUUUCCUGCUCACUGCCUUCGCCCUGCAAGCUGACCUGGGAGACUUCAAACGCAACAAGCACUAUGGGAAGUACUUCGAGCCCGAAGCCUAUUUUCCUGCCUGGGUGGUGGCAAAGCGGGGCCGGGACUACAUCCUGAAGCACAUCCCCAACAUGCACAAAGAUCAGUUUGCCCUGACGGCCUCUGAAGCCCACCUGAAGUACAUCAAGGAGGCUGUGCGGCUGGACGACGUGGCCGUGCACUACUACCGGCUGUACAAGGACAAGAGGGAGGUGGACGCGUCGCUGACACUGGGGCUGACGACACGGGGCAUUCAGAUCUUCCAGAACCUGGAUGAGGAGAAGCAGCUGCUCUAUGACUUCCCCUGGACCAACGUGGGCAAACUGGUGUUUGUGGGCAAGAAGUUUGAGAUCCUUCCUGACGGGCUGCCAGCCAGGAAGCUCAUCUACUACACGGGCUGCCCACUGCGCUCCCGACACCUCCUGCAGCUGCUGAGCAGCAGCCACCGGCUGUACAUGAACCUGCAGCCCGUGCUGCGACAGGUCCGCAGGCUGAGAGAAUGAGCGGUAAAGAAGAAGCAGUACCGUGAGUCGUACAUCCAGCGACAUCCGCUGGACCUGGACAUGGAUCAGCUGGAGAAGCGCUCGCGGGCCAGUGGGAGCCAGGCGCCGGCAGCAUCCGGCACAAGCGCCUGUUCCCGGCACUCCAACCACAGCCACAGCAGCUCCCACACCUCGGGCAUUGAGGCUGACCCCAAACCCCGGGAUAUGGGACCUGAGGAUGCUGGUGUCCACCGCAAGCUGAAGACCUGCAGCUCCAUGACCAGCCACGGCAGCUCCCACACCUCGGCGUGGAGAGUGGGCAAGGACAGGCUGGAGGAUCUGCAGGAUGACGAGAUUGAGAUGCUGGUGGAUGACCCUCGGGAGCUGGAGAGAGCGGGCGAGCUGGCACUGGAGGUGAGCCCCGACAUGUGUGUGUACAUCACCGAGGACAUGCUGCUGUCACGCAAGUUCAACGGGCACUCAGGGCUGAUCGUAAAGGAGCUCAGCUCCUCCACCUCCAGCUCCUCAGAGACGGUGGUGAAGCUCCGUGGGCACACCGACUCCUUACCCCAGACGGCGUGCAGGAAACCCAAAACGUCGACGGAUCGGCACAGCCUGAGCCUGGACGACAUCCGGCUCUACCAGAAGGACUUCCUGCAGCUGGCAGACCUGUGCCAGGACACGGCGCAGAGCUUCACCUUCGGCUGCAGCCACGGCCUGGGCGACGACGGCCUCUACUGCAACGGCUGCCUGGCCCGGCAGUGCCUCAACAUCCAGGAGGGUUUCCCCGCCAACGGACCAGCCAAAUACUUCUCACUGGACCUCACCCACGAUGAAGUCCCUGAGUUCGUCGUCUGAAGGCGCUGGGGACAGCACUGGCUGCUGCCCAGGGGGGUCCGGGCCCCACCGAGCCCCAGUGUGUCUACCCAACCCUCCCCACCAUGGGGACGGCUGAGCUCAGAGCAGGGCUGGGGGAUGGGGAUGGGUUCCUCAGCAUCCUUCCGCCUCUGGAAGUUGAUGUGUGUGCGUGAAUCUCAUUUCACCUCGGAGAAGCUCAAGGCGCUCAUCCAGCCAAAGCCAACCCCUGGUUUCCCAGUGGCAAAAUGGGGAUUCUCCCCCACCCCGACCCCUGUCCUUGGCAUUGCCUGCUGGGAAGGAAAGGCCAGACUGCUGCGUCCAAGUCAAGCCAAAGAGAUGUAAAUAC
Coturnix japonica (Japanese quail) is the source of this 2346-nucleotide messenger RNA. Lineage: Eukaryota; Metazoa; Chordata; Aves; Galliformes; Phasianidae. The record is from RefSeq and is a predicted model, not a curated record.